AUGAGUGAUUCUGACUACUUAUUGUUCAUCUAUUUCUCAAAAAGUGAAGUACUUCUACUACUUGUUUAUGUGGAUGAUAUCAUCCUUAUUGGCAGCUCUGAAUCUCUGCUCUCAAGGUUUGUAUCCACUCCCAGCACCUCCUUUGCUAUGAAGGAUCUAGAUGAGAUACAUUACUUUUUGGGGAUGGAGGUUACUAAGUCUAUUAGCGGCAACAAUCUACUUUUAACUCAUAGGAAAUACAACUUUGAGAUUCUAGAGAAGACAACUAUGUUGGACUGCAAGCCGUCAGCAACUCCAAUUUUCAGUGGUACUAGAGUCUCUCUCCAUGCUGGUGAACCACUACAAAACCCUUCUGAAUAUAAGGCCAUAGUUGGAGCGUCGAAAUAUCUGACACUUACAAGACCAGACAUUACCUUUGCUGUCAACUAUACCUCACAGUUUCUCCAUGCUUCUACUUCAGAACAUAUGUUGUUGGUUAAAAGAAUUCUGAGAUACCUGAAGUCCUCUCUAGGUUCAUGUAUCACCAUUAGCCCAGGUGAUAUCACUACUAUAUCUGGUUACUCUGAUUCAGAUUGGGCUGGAUGCACGCUGACUCUAGAAGAUCAACUUAUAGAUAUUAUGUCUUUGUUGGUUCAACACUGGUGUCUUGGCAGUCUAAGAAGCAACCUACUGUCUCCAAGUCUUCCACAGAAGUUGAAUACAAAACAUUAUCCUGUCUGGCCUAUGAAGUUAUGUGUAUUGCUACACUACUUGAAGAACUGA
Molecule: messenger RNA, 762 nt
Organism: Papaver somniferum (opium poppy)
Lineage: Eukaryota; Viridiplantae; Streptophyta; Magnoliopsida; Ranunculales; Papaveraceae
Exons: 1
Coding region: 1-762 (253 amino acids)
Source: RefSeq, a predicted model, not a curated record